AUGUAUGAGAGGGGCUGGAGGCGCCGGCCGGCGUCCGAUGCUGGCGAGCCAACAGAGGUCACGUGGCGGAAUUUACUGUGCGAGCAGGUUAGGGAGUGGUCUGAGGAGGUGGUUGUGCGGUUUAUUGUGCCUCUGGCGUUUUGGGUGAUGGGACACGUGAAGUCGAGGAAGCCCCAUUUCAGGUUCAACCUGAGGUUCGGCGCAGACCGCCUGGGGCUUGCGUGGAGCUUUGGCCUCUUCUUCCUCAUCCGCAUGCUCAUGUACGGGCUGUCAUGGCUGUCACUGAUCUGCCUGUUAGCAUUGCAGACGGCAAUCGCAUACACGUGA
Messenger RNA from Ostreobium quekettii, 327 nucleotides. Lineage: Eukaryota; Viridiplantae; Chlorophyta; Ulvophyceae; Bryopsidales; Ostreobiaceae. The record is from the annotation of a GenBank genome assembly.